Stylonychia lemnae is the source of this 1479-nucleotide messenger RNA. NCBI's taxonomy places the organism in Eukaryota, Ciliophora, Spirotrichea, Sporadotrichida, Oxytrichidae. The record is from the annotation of a GenBank genome assembly.
AUGGAUGAUAGAUAUGAACGAGACAUUGUAGACGUUGCUAGAGAUUAUGCUCGCUUUGGACUUAUUCACAAAAGACGUGAUUGCCCAUUUUGCACUUGCCCUAUGCUUCUAGUUAGAAAUGCUGAGUCUAGAUCUCAGUUGAUUUGGCAAUGUGGAAGAUGUGGUAUCAGUAAAGGUAUUACUAUGAACACCCCUCUGUGCUAUUUAGAUAUUAAGAUGUUUGACAUUUCCAUAUAUUUGUGGAUUGAUAAUGUUUGGCCCAGACUCGCUCAAAAUAUAGUCAGGGAUAGAAACUAGGUUAUUAAGAACUUCUAAUUGAUAAGAAAAACAUGCUCUCUAUUCGUUAAGACUAAAAUGUUGCCUUAUAUAAAGUUACCUGGUCCUGUUGAAAUUGAUGAAACAAGACUGGGUCGUCAAAAACUCUCUAAAUGUACAGUAUUUGCUAGAAAAAUUAACAGAGUCUUUGGUAUGCUGUGUAGAUCAACUGGCAUACCUAUAUUUUAUUACAUCCCAGAUAGGAAGCAUCCCACUCUAGUAAAAAUCAUUCGUAAGCAUCUUGCUAUUGGAGGUGCUAUUAUCUCAGAUACAAUGACUAGUUAUGUUAGACCAAGGAGUGAGCAAUCAAGGCUGGAUCAAUAUGGCUUUUAUCAUUUCUACAUCAAUAUCACUCAGCAUAAUAUUCACGAGAAGUACUCAUUUGUCUAUAUCAAUAACGUGAGAAGAAAUUUCUUGGAAUUAAAGAGACAUAUCUCAGCUUAUCAUCGUAUGUAUGUGCCUGUCGAGAAGGUAGAUCAGUUUAUUCACUCGUACAUGGUAAGAACUGUGAUGAAAAAAGAUAGAAUCUAUGAGUGUAUGCUUAAGAUCUUAAGAGAUUAUUACAAUUACUAACUCGACAUCUACUUAACUAAGUACAAUGAUGAAGUUAGACAUGUACCGAACAUCAUUACCAUAGAUAAAAUAGACAAACUUCUUGAUGGCAAACAUCCUGACUCAAUGGGAGAUAUCAAGUUUAGAUUUAGGAUGGGUUUGUUCCUUGCCAAGCCAAAAAAGGAUCCAUUGACUCGUGCAUUUUUGCAUGGGUCUCUUAUGGAUAAAGCUUAUGAUUUUGACAUCCCAGAGGAUAUAAGUGAGAUACCAGAUGAAACAGCAGAGGAAAUUGAAGGUAAAUCUAGAGCGAAGGGGAAUCCAGAAGACCCAAAUAAAGGUGGAGACGGUUAUAUAGAUAAUGUAUAAAAAAUGUAUCAACGAAAUGAUGAUGCCUUGAGAAGAGAAAACUCGAAAAUGCCUAGUUUUUACUCUUACAAACCAAACGCUAAUUUUGGCGUUAGUUCUAAAUAGAAUUCCUACUUAGGCUAGGGACAAUAUAGCUAUAACGGAUAAAAUAGUUCAACUAAUAUGUAUUCAGGAGGAGCUAAUAACAAUAUCAGUAUAGAACUCACCAAUAGAAUAAAGAGGGCAAUCCUUUGCUGCCAAUCAUGA